CUCUCUCUCUCUCUCUCUCUCUCUCUUUAGGAUCUGGGGCGACUAUGUUUCCUAAUUCGAGCGAUGGAAUUGACGAUGCUUCGAUAUUUUUGGAGCAAGAUAAAUUACUGGAAGAUCUGCUUGCAGAUUGUCCCAUUUUAGAUGGCAAUGACAAUCCUAAAAAGAGUGUCAAAAAGAGGCCCAUUGAAGCUGAAAAUAACAGCAAUGGCAGCAGCGAAUCCAAGAAGACUGCUCAUAGAUUUACUGAGAAGCAGAGAAGGCAAGAAAUGGCAGCCCUUUAUGCUUCUCUCAGAUCCCUUCUCCCUCUUGAAUACAUCAAGGGAAAGCGCGCUAUAUCUGAUCAUAUGCACCAGGCCGUGAAUUACAUCAACGAUAUGAAGAAGAAAAUCGAAGAACUGAAACCAAGGAGAGAGGGUUUGAGGAAUGUAGUAGGAACUGCUGAUGAAGCUGAGAGUCAAACCUCAAAUGCUACUGAUUCCUCGCCUUACUGUGUUAAGAUAAAUGUAUUCACAGAUGGGGUUGAGAUCUUGAUUAGUAGUAGCCUCAAUAAAGGAUGUUUCCCUCUUUCUAUGGUGCUUGCCGAUUUGCUUAAUAGACAGCUCGAUGUAAUCAACUGCGUUUCUUCAAGAGGCGACCAAUGUUACCUCCACAAAAUUCACAUUCAGCUUAAUGAUUCUGCAAGCAUUGAUCUAUCUGAGCUACAAGAGGGACUGGUGAAUGUGCUUAAACUUGGUUGACUACGGCAGCUGCACUAUAUAUGUAAAGUUUUAAACAUAUUUUUGUUAGCUUGAACUUAAUUAGUGUAUUUUAAACGAUGUUAUUUGAUUUUUUGAAGCUCAGAUUUUUUCUAUUUGCUCAUUUUCAUAUCCUUAGAAGGUUAUACCUAGCUAGGUAUUUGUUUGUGCCAUAAUGCUAAUCAUAUAUACAUCAUGAUGAGAUUUCCAUUAAGUGGGCGUUUGACUAAGCUUAUUUUAAAGAGCUUAUAAGUUUCUAGGAGCUUAUAAGAUGUUUCAAGAGGUUAAUUAUAAAAGAUAUAGUUUCUUAAGAGCUUAUAAGUUCUCAAAGUGUUUCAGUAAUUAAACUUAUAAGCUAGAGAGAGAAAUUUUAGUUAGUGAGAGAAAAUAGAAAAAAAAUGAAAUUAGAAUGAUAUAUGAUGAAAAUAAAAAAUUAUAGUUGAAUUAUUUUUGUAAAAUGAGUGUUGCCUAUAAGAUAAUGAGAAAAUAAGUUGAGGUAGAGAAACUUAUUUUUUGGGGAGCUUAUAAGUUCU
This is a messenger RNA of Salvia miltiorrhiza (redroot sage), 1267 nucleotides long. RefSeq names its product transcription factor bHLH36-like. Gene Ontology annotation, biological process: regulation of transcription by RNA polymerase II. Gene Ontology annotation, cellular component: RNA polymerase II transcription regulator complex. Bases 45 to 737 code for a protein of 230 amino acids. Gene Ontology annotation, molecular function: DNA-binding transcription factor activity, RNA polymerase II-specific; protein dimerization activity; RNA polymerase II transcription regulatory region sequence-specific DNA binding. The transcript has 3 exons. Lineage: Eukaryota; Viridiplantae; Streptophyta; Magnoliopsida; Lamiales; Lamiaceae. The record is from RefSeq and is a predicted model, not a curated record.